This is a messenger RNA of Neurospora crassa OR74A, 4425 nucleotides long. RefSeq lists its product as hypothetical. The record is from RefSeq and is a predicted model, not a curated record. The coding region runs from base 1109 to 3790 and encodes 893 amino acids. NCBI's taxonomy places the organism in Eukaryota, Fungi, Ascomycota, Sordariomycetes, Sordariales, Sordariaceae. The transcript has 8 exons. Gene Ontology annotation, molecular function: zinc ion binding; DNA-binding transcription factor activity, RNA polymerase II-specific. Gene Ontology annotation, biological process: regulation of DNA-templated transcription.
CUCCCACGUCUGGCUCAGCUUCUGGCCUCUCACGCACCUCAGCUUCUUCGCUACGGCAAGUCACGUUCAAGAUCCUGGCACACGUCCGCUGGGCAGUCCACCCCCCUGGUCAGUCAGCAGCAGCGUUAGUAAAAAGAUGGUGGUGGUACAGCCAGCCGAGGCCCUCUUCAUUGCUCCCCUCGGACUUAGUACCAGUAAUAGAGAGGGACCUGACUGACAGUGUCACGUUUACGUUACCUUCCCCAAAGUAUACACGCCCGCUUCCCUCACGCGGUUUUUUUUGCACCGCGAACCACUUACUCACUCUCCGCCUCAUCUCUCUCUCCCAGUCUCAGGCUCAAGUUUUUUGCCCUCUCUCUGUUGACAAAUCAAGGGGCUCCGGGGUUUCCUCUUACACACACACACACACACACACAACCACACUUGUGGGAAUCAAGCUUAACCUCUGUGUCCCGUCAACGCAACCUCGCAGCAAGCCCAAACACCCAGGUUUCCUUCCAGGGCUUCCACUCCCUUUUCAGACGCUCCCAUGUUUGGGUCACGGCCAGGGCUGCUUCAUCUACAGGUCCGCCGAUAACAUCAAAGUACACACCUCUCCAGAGUGAGCGCCCGCCCUCGCCUUCAGUUGUCGCCUCUACUUUCCUCUGCCUCGUUCCGCUGGGCCGUUCCGCCCCCUUUUUCGUCUCAUCGCCGCCCCCUUGUUGGCCGCCCUCGUGCAACGUGCUGCGUGGCCCUCCUCCUACAGUCCUACUACAACAGUACCUUACCUCCCAAAGGCCGAGCCGACCCCACAGGAUUUGCCUACCCGGCCUCGUCAUCCUCACCGGCUUCCCUCGUGCCUUGCCAUGUUUGGGUGCUCGGAGGCUGCUCUCAUCCCGCUCCAUGACAAUCACGCCUGCCGCGAACGAAUUAUGCUUGCUAGAUCCAGCGUGGUUCCGGUUUGACCCCCGUGAAUGAGCUUCCUCGUCGUCACAUCAACUGGCGUGUUGCAUCUGGGUUCCCUGACCACACUCGUCCCAAGGCGACCAAUCCUCACACACGACACGGACCACCAACCUCCUACCCCCUACCUAGGCAAUUGCUUUACCUCGAACUGAGGGAACACAAGAUGGGCCACCCAAACAACACCGGCUACAAUGCCUCCUUGUUCGCUGCAAAGCCAACUUCACAUGUUUUCCAUUCUACGAUACCUCAUGCAGUGGGCCCGACGGGUGCUGAUGUCCGCUUAAACAAAAGAAAACGAGAAGGGGAUUCCGCAGGCUAUGACCGCAGGCCCCCCAGUCUCAUCCCUUCCACCUCUGCCUCACUGCCAGGGGCACAGGAUGUGUCGUACCUUUUUUCCGAUCGUGGCCCCAUUUUAGAGGAGUUUUACGCAUAUCAGCAUGCAUUACAAGGCGCGCUGCCAGAACCGGGGCAAUUCGGGCCAAUCCAUCAUUCGCUUGCAGACCCGACAAUACGGAACAACCUCUCAGAAGCGUGCCCGGCCUUGGCCCCAUAUUCCCCGGUAACUCAACCCCAUUAUUUCUCCCAGUCGGCUGCAGUUGCCCCUCCUCCAGAAAAUGUCUAUUCAACCUAUCAAUCGUCAAUCAGUGACUUCAAGGUCGACGACACCCCUGGUGGUGAUAGUUUCAGAGUGCCAAACACCCCGGGGAUGGGCCAAAAAACCGACAGCUAUGCCCAAGAAUCGGUCACUUUCUGUCAAACCUUGCAGUCACACACGACGCUCGAUAUAUCUUCCUUCUCGUCGCCCCAUCCUGACAGUGUUGCCAUGUCCUCUCCAUGCUUCUCUCCGCACGGUCACAAUUAUAUGACCUACGUUUUUCAACCACAGAGCCAGUUGAACGUCUACGGUGCGUCAAGCAACCCCGUCUUAUCCGAGCCAAACCCAAACAGUUCCCGAUUCCCAACCCCCAUGGACCAGACUAUGGGAUAUGGCCGUGUUCAAGUCAUGCGUGGGUCCGAGGUAAGUCGUUCUAUCAUGGCCCCGACAGAAACAUCCAUGUUUGUGCCUUCAACAUCGGCAGCUGGGUAUCCACAAGAUCACAUUGUAGAACAACAGCAACGAUGGGUGGAGGUCAUAAAGGACAGAGAGGAUAGAGUCGUGAAGACAGGACUGGCGGGCGACUCUGACUUUGAAGAGCGUGAACUUGUGCCUGUGUCAACACCGUUGCGCGGCUCCUAUGAGGACCUCUCCCAUACCUUGACUGGGUCCAACAUGGGUUUGGUCGGCGCCGGCAGCUCGACCAGGACAGAGAAUGCUUUGCGGAGAGGCUCGGUCGAGAAGAAGAAGCGUGGCCCGCUGGAAGAAGACAAGCGGAAAGCAACGUGUGACACUCGUAGCAUGGGCGCUUGUAUAAGAUGCCACAAUCAGCGAAUCCGGUGCCACCCCAACCCACAAGAGCCACACAACCGUGAUGCUCCGUGUAAAUCAUGCCUCCAAUUUUCCAAAGACUCGAAAAAGACCAUCCACAACAUCCCUUGUCUUCGCGACAAGAUCAUCGGGAUAAGGAUCUUCCGCGCCGGCGGAUUGAACUUGACGAAGCGCUUCACACAUACUCAAGUUGUCGAUGUCGAUGUGAGCGACCAGUUGGGCUCUACUCGCCGCGUCGAAAUGGUUCAGGGGUUGUGCAAUGAACCCAAGGUGGUUGUACGACUAUGCAAGGCGCCCAUCGUGUUGGAAGUCCGUCGUUUUAACCCGGCUCCUACCGAUAUCAACGAGCGAAGAUACGUUGCCAACGGCUAUCCCGCGGUUCAGCCUUUGCAGCCAUUUUGCCUGGUUAAUGUGGAAAAUGCUGCUGCCCAGUUCAACCAAUAUAUCAACGCCAACGCCCUUCUUGGACUCGAGGAGGCGGUUGAGAAAUCCGACGGCAUCGUGAAGCGGACCUUCGCCACCAUUGCCGAAAUGUGCCGCUCACUUACUAAGACGACAGAAGACAAGCACAGCAAAAAUAACAUAGAAGCCAGGCGUCAAAGGGACAAGAGAGAGCUGCUGACGAAUGCAGUCCGUCUCUGGUUUGCCAUCCGCCAUGGUAUAGGGUCCGCAUGGCUAGAUAGCAGCUCCGACACGCUUGAUAUGAAACCAGUCUACAAGGAUGACUACCCGCUCUAUGGGCGGGUCGACGUGCCCCGCAUGAUUGUUGCCCAGUUUGAUAGCAUUCGGCACGAGCGUAUUUAUAAAAUCCUCGCUCCCCGAGUGCUGAAGCUUUACGAGAAGCUUAUCACAUCGAGUGAUAUGCAGAAUUGGUUCACCAUUUAUCUGGUGACAUUCUUGUUUCUCCAUCAAGUCAGCUGUAUCUCAUUCGAUCGGUAUCGUCGGGUCAGAGAUAACUCGGGAGGCAGGCAACAGGAAACCCGUUAUGGACCGAUCGGGCCGAGUCCCAAUUCUCCCUCUGACUUUGUCGAGAGUGCUUUUGUCGAGGAGGUACAACACGGUGGCGUGGUUCUUCUGGCCUACUGGCAGUACUUCAAACGCGCCGACCUCAUGCGUCUGGACUGGGAUGACAUUGCCGAUACCAAGUUGAACACUCUGGAACCAGAGCAAGCCGAGCUUUUGCGAUGGACUGUUGAGCAGUUGAAGAGCGUUGAUCCGAAUACGGGAAAGAGCAAGUUGGAUAGCAUUCCCAAGACGCCAGCCCAAGGCUGUUGGGAGCACGAAUUGUACUGGGUAUCGCGGAUGUUCGACUCGACUGCAACAAGAGAGUCACCGUGGUCACCGCCCGAAACCUUUACCCGCGCAAAACCGAGCGUUGGGCGAGAAUAUACACCGCCUAGGCCAUCUCAGUCGCCUUGAUUGUCAGGCGUAUUGCUGAUUGUCCAUGAUAUCGGCAUUCAUGUUGAAAUCAUGUUUGUUUGGAUGUUCCUUUGAGUAACUUUCCGUUGGCUUUCUUCCCUUCAGCAUUGGCAUUAAGCAUUGGGGACGGACUGACUGUCCAUCCGGAGUGGCACUUUUGCUUCUUGAAUUUUCCCCCUUAUUUUGCGCUUCAAAAGUAGGUACGCUCGUACCAAGACGACUACGGCAACGCAUACUUCUUUGUCCCAAGCACCGGCAAAAGAGUUAGAUUUCAUUAUUCCGCCUUUUUCUUUCCCCUACAGGACUGCGGUCUAUUCUUUUCCUAGGCGUCGGCAUUGUGGGCGCGAACGAACAAACAAGCAGACAAAGACAAGGAUCAAAGGCAGGGAAAAAGAGAAGAAAAUAAGAAUAAACCGGGGUUGCUGUUGCUCGCGCAGUGGGCUGUUGGGAUUUUCCAGUGACCCUUGAUCUUGCCUGAAUUUGAAUGUCAAGCACAAAACCAUGACUCUUUACGAUGGAGUGUCGUGGUCGCUGCUUGGACGUGCUGUGCUGCCCCACCCAGGAACUUGUCAACUUUUCAUCACGAACUAGUUCGUCUGUUCUAUGUAAACAAAGCCCCUGAAAGGUGCAGUUCA